UGUGUGUGUGUGUGUGUGUGUGUGUGUGAGAGAGUUCAUGUGUAUUCCUCAAUGACGGUCUGUUCUUCUGCUUACCGCUACAGUGUGGAACAUGGUGGAGAGAACAGAAUGAAACCUGGGCUUAGAAAAUAUGUCUGUGAUCUCACACUGGACCCAAACACAGUAAACAGACUCCUCUCUCUGUCUAAGGGGAACAGAAAGGUGACAUGGAGGACAGAGAAGCAGCCGUAUCCUGAUCACCCAGAGAGAUUUGAGGGCUGGGGACAGGUGCUAUGUAAAGAGGGUCUGACUGGGCGUUGUUACUGGGAGGUAGAGUGGAGUGGGAGAAGGGCUGAUAUUGGAGUGACAUAUAAAGGAAUCAACAGGAAAGGAAGAGGAUGGGGUGAUGACUGUGGUCUUGGAUACAAUGACAAGUCCUGGAGUCUGUUCUGCUCUGACAACCGUUACUAUGCCAGGCACAAUAAUAAUCGGACUCUCAUAGACGUCCCCUCCUCCAGCUCCCACAGAGUAGGAGUGUAUCUGGACUGGCCAGCCGGCACUCUGUCCUUCUAUAGAGCCUCCUCUGACACACUGACCCACCUGAUCACAUUCACCUCCACAUUCACUGAGCCCCUCUAUCCAGGGUUUUGGGUUUGGGGUGUUGGUGACUCAGUGUCCCUCUGUCAGUGAUACACACACACACACACACACACACACACACACUGGACACAGACACACACACCUGCUGGACACACACACACACUGGACGAAGACACACACACACUGGACAAAAACACACACUGGACA
This is a messenger RNA of Oncorhynchus mykiss (rainbow trout), 786 nucleotides long. Lineage: Eukaryota; Metazoa; Chordata; Actinopteri; Salmoniformes; Salmonidae. The record is from RefSeq and is a predicted model, not a curated record.